Messenger RNA from Pangasianodon hypophthalmus (striped catfish), 2740 nucleotides. It is a transcript of the gene nup85, whose product is annotated as nucleoporin 85. The transcript has 19 exons. Gene Ontology annotation, molecular function: structural constituent of nuclear pore. The coding region runs from base 752 to 2701 and encodes 649 amino acids. Gene Ontology annotation, cellular component: nuclear pore outer ring. NCBI's taxonomy places the organism in Eukaryota, Metazoa, Chordata, Actinopteri, Siluriformes, Pangasiidae. Gene Ontology annotation, biological process: positive regulation of DNA-templated transcription; protein import into nucleus; mRNA export from nucleus. The record is from RefSeq and is a predicted model, not a curated record.
AUCUAACGUCUUUUCGUUCACAAAUUGCGCAUCGAAUAACUCAGUAAAUCAAAGAAAUUACAGUAAAAGCGUAGCAAAUAUUAGUUUUCUUAUUUAAAUAUUCGUUAACGUAGUGAAAAGGGGGACAUUUUGAGUGGUAACCAUGACAACAGAGACUGGGUCCCUUCCGUCACACACUGUCAUGGACGGGCGCCAUCUUUGUUCAGGGAUCACAAUACACAUCUCAGUCAUUAGCACGGAUUUCCUCCAUAAACACAUAAAUAUAGCUCAUAUAAAUAAUUGUAUAGCUUUCAAUUAACAUCGAAAUCAUGAAUGAAGUUUAGACUCGUUUCAUUUUUAGCUUGAAAUGAUAUUUAUGUGAACAAAUACACAGAAUAAGCACAAACACAUCUGUAAUGAAACAAUCAUGAAUACAGCCUAAUAACCAAGUGCUGCAAUUCCACAUUUAUGAUCUUUAUACUGAAAUCGCCAAACAGACGAGCACUAAUCCUGAAGCUAAACCCCAGCUCUCAUUUCUCUCACGAUGCGUUUGACAUUUUAUUUAUUUAUUUAUUUAUUUGUUUAUUUUUACUCAGGCGUUCUGACAGCCCGUCUUACCUGCGUCACUUCCGGGGUCCUACCAGCGAGCAGCCUGACCGACGCGCUAAAAUCUUGAAGCUUGUGGUGUGAAGUUAGCUAGCUAAUGCUGUUCAAAACAAUUAAUUAAUAAAUUAUUUGGAUUUAUUUGGGAUUUUAUUUUCUUUUUUUGUAAAUGGAGGAAUUAGAUGUGGAGCCGACAACCACGCUGAUCCCAGGCGCAGGCCUUAAACAGAAGCACCUGGGCUUUGAGUGGGGUCCAGGAGACCUGCUGGUGUACGAGACCAACUUUAAAUUACAAGGUCCUGGGUCUGGAGGCUCCGGUUGUCCCUUUGUCCAUGUGGUGCGCAGAGAUGAGGACAUCUACUCGCCCAUCCUGCGCAAGCUCUUCAACGAGUCUCAUCACAUCUUCGUCGGGCUGCAGAACAUUAAAGAUGACGUUCCGAGCAAGAACAAGAAACCACAGUUUGUGAGCAUCAGUAAGAACUACAGGUCUGUAAUACGAGCCUGUAUGGAGGAACUGCAGCAGGUCGCAGUAUCAACUAAAGACACGCAGUACAGCAACCAGGUGUCCAUUCUCUUAGCAAUUGAGCUCAUCUGGAAUCUGUGUGAGGUGCUUUUCAUCGACGCAGCACCAGCCGGCUCUCUGCUGCUGCACCUGCUGGACUGGGUGCGUUUACACAAAGCUGAUGUGGAUGAAAAAGCGCGCGAGGUCCUGCAGAGCGAAAGCCCCACACGUCAUCACGCUUACUGGGACGUGGUGAUGAGUUUCGUCCUGCAGGGCCGUAUGGACGAGGCUCGGCAGGUUCUGCAGAAACAGGCGUCUCUACAGCCAGCGUCCAGAACCGCGUAUCAGCUCAUGGACAACCUGCUGCACAAAAUGCCUGUGUUUAAUCCCGGCGGCACUCAGACCCUCACAGAGUUUGAUGUGAAGUGGAGGCACUGGCACGAGGAGUGUGACCGCUGUCUCCAAGACAACUCCUUCGCUAGCAACCGUCACCUGGAGACCAUCUGCAAGGUCCUGGUUGGUGAUGAAGACGCUCUGUUGGAGCAGAAAGAGCUGCUGGGAACCUGGUACCAUUUACUGAUCAGCCGUCUGCUGUUCUCUCAUCCUACUGUGAAACCCGCCGAGCUGCACUACUACGCUCAGUCGAGUAUGGACAUGUUCCUGGAGUCUCACAGCGCUCCGGAGCCUCUGGACAGCAUCUUACUGGCUGCGUUUGAGUUCGACCUUCACCAAGUUAUUAAAGACUGCAGCAUUGCCCUGAAUAACUGGUGGUUUGUGGCUCACCUGACUGACCUGCUGGAUCACUGCAAACUCCUGCAGUCGCACAACCUCCAUUUUGGCUCUAACCUGAGGGAGUUCCUGGUGCUGGAGUACGCCUCUGGACUCUUCUCUCAUCACAGUCUGUGGCAGCUAGCGGUGGAUUAUUUCGAUCACUGCCCCGAGUUCGGCCGUGUUUAUCUGGAGCUGCAGAUGGAGAGAGUGCCGCUGGAGACGGAGCGCAAAGCGCUGAAGGUGCUCAGGAUCUGUGAACAGAGACAGAUGAACGAGCAAGUGCGCAGUAUCUGUAAGAUCAUGGCUAAAAGGGCUCUCAGUAAUAACAGACUGGGUUCUGCUCUCUCCUGGAGUAUCAGAGCUAAAGACGCAGCCUUCGCCACACUCAUCUCUGAGAGGUUUCUGCAGGAUUACUGCACACGCGGCUCGUUCUCUGAUCUGGAUCUGAUCGAUAACCUCGGACCUGCCAUGCUCCUCAGCGACAGACUCACAUUCCUCGGGAAGUACCGUGAGUUCCACCGGCUGUACGGAGAGAAGAAGUUCACAGAGGCAGCGAAGCUCCUGCUCUCCCUCAUGACAGCAAAGAUCGCUCCUCACAGCUUCUGGAUGACUCUGCUCAUAGACGCCCUGCCCUUACUGGAGCAAAAAGAGGUGAUCUUUUCAGUGGAUCAGACCCAUGAACUCAUGUUCUGUCUGGAAGAGCUGACCUCUGACAACAGCAAGCUCGAACCAGAGCGUCUAGCACAGGAUGAUGAUGUCGAGUCCACAAAGCUGGAGCUGCUGCGAUUGGCUCUGGUGCGUAACCUGGCGAUGGCCAUCGUGAAGGAGGGAACAGUCGAGGCCUAAACACACACACACUCUCACACACUCCAGGUUCAUUAAUUC